Camelina sativa (false flax) is the source of this 1270-nucleotide messenger RNA. RefSeq names its product UDP-N-acetylglucosamine transporter ROCK1. Gene Ontology annotation, cellular component: Golgi membrane. Gene Ontology annotation, biological process: pyrimidine nucleotide-sugar transmembrane transport. Gene Ontology annotation, molecular function: pyrimidine nucleotide-sugar transmembrane transporter activity. The record is from RefSeq and is a predicted model, not a curated record. NCBI's taxonomy places the organism in Eukaryota, Viridiplantae, Streptophyta, Magnoliopsida, Brassicales, Brassicaceae.
AAAGCGAAAAAGCACAAAAGCAAAAAACCCAUUCUCUCGACCCAAAAAGCGAAGGCGAUCUUCUGUAUUCUCUCUCGGUGGACGGAGGAGAUUCAUGGCGACGGCUAACGGAGGAAAGAGUCCGUCGAGUAUGGGCCCUAUGGUUUUGUUUUAUUCCAUUCUGCUUACGCUUCAGUACGGAAGCCAGCCUUUGAUCUCCAAACGCUGUAUCGUGAAGGACGUUAUUGUAACAUCAUCUGUUUUGACGUGUGAGAUUGUGAAGGUCGUAUGUGCUCUGAUUCUCAUGGCAAGAGACGGUACUUUGAAGGGAUUAUCAAAAGAGUGGACGUUGAUGGGAUCCUUGACUGCAUCAGGACUUCCUGCAGCCAUUUAUGCAUUGCAGAACAGUUUGUUGCAGAUCUCAUACAGGAGUCUUGAUUCCUUGACUUUUUCAAUUCUAAAUCAGACGAAAAUCUUUUUCACAGCAUUCUUUACAUUCAUAAUCCUAAGGCAGAAGCAAUCAAUUCAACAAUUAGGAGCUUUGUGUUUAUUGAUCAUGGCAGCAGUCCUACUAAGUGUUGGUGAAGGCUCUAACAAAGGUUCAAGUGCCAGUAACUCAGAUCAAGUGGUCUUUUAUGGGAUUAUCCCGGUCUUGGUAGCGUCAGUGCUCUCUGGUUUAGCCUCAUCUCUAUGUCAAUGGGCUUCUCAGGUCAAGAAGCAUUCAUCAUACUUAAUGACGGUUGAGAUGUCAAUUGUUGGAAGCCUCUGCUUGUUAGUAAGUACCCUUAAAUCUCCAGAUGGCGAAGCGAUUAAAAAAUACGGCUUCUUUCAUGGUUGGACUGCUUUAACAUUGGUCCCAGUAAUAAGCAAUGCCCUUGGUGGAAUUCUUGUUGGCCUAGUUACAUCACAUGCCGGUGGUGUAAGAAAGGGAUUUGUGAUUGUGUCGGCAUUACUAGUGACAGCGCUACUCCAGUUUGCAUUCGAAGGAAAACCUCCGACAUCGUAUUGCCUGGUGGCUCUUCCUCUUGUGAUGAGCAGUAUCUCACUUUACCAGAAAUAUCCAUACCUUGACAAGAAGAAGAAGAAGAAGAAGAAAGUCUAAAGAAGCCUUUUCCAUUCACAACAGAGUAGCUGCUAUAUUUCAACAAUAGGAUAUCUUAUCUUUAAUGCCAGUAUUAGUAAUUAGUAGAUGAUAGUGUGAUUCUUGAUCCAUGCAAAACAGCAAAAGGCUUUGUAUUAACUUAACAUUGGAAAAGAUGUUAAUACAUGGAAUGAGUCCAGUUGUAAGGCC